Molecule: messenger RNA, 3702 nt
Organism: Camelina sativa (false flax)
Lineage: Eukaryota; Viridiplantae; Streptophyta; Magnoliopsida; Brassicales; Brassicaceae
Product: protein PHOX3
Molecular function (GO): protein binding
Source: RefSeq, a predicted model, not a curated record
UUGGAGGCUGAAACGAGUCGUCGUGGCUUUACGACAAAGCUAUCCUCGUUACAGAUGUGCAGAGCCACAUGGUCCAAUCUUCUUCUUCCUCUUUCAUUUUCUUUUUUAACAUCGUCUUCUUCUUCAUCCUCCCCUCAUAUUUUUUUCCGCAAAAUUUUCAAAUCUCUUUCUCGAGAAAACCCGUUUAAUCUUCCCACACACAGCUCCAGGGGAAAUUGCCGUUUAGGGAUCUCGAUUCAUAAGAGGCAGACACACGUUUCGUGUUCUAUCUAUCUUUUGUAAUCCCUUAGGGCUUUUGUAAAUUAUAUAUACUCUAAUAUAUCGUGUGCACUGUUUUAUUACCAGACCCUUGUGAUAUCUAUUAGCUGUUUGGUUAGUUUCUCUUAGAAUCCCCCGGCAUAGAAUCGUCUUCUCAUGUAGUAGCGAUCCUUGGUAAAAAAAAUUUGGAAUCUUUCUCUCGUUGUUUUGCUUCUGGGGGAUUUGAAAUGGAGAAGCAGGAUGAGGAGAGAUCUAUAGAUGCUUCUGAAACUAGCCAAAGUCAAUUACUGGAUGAUGAUGAUUCAAAGGUUGAAGUUUUUGAUUCUGUUUUGAAAGCCAUGGAGAAACAGAAUGAGGAGAUAUCUACAGAUGCUGCUGAAACUAGCCAAAGUCAAUUAGUGGUUGAUGAUGAUUCAAAGAUUGAUACUUUUGAUUCUGUUUCGAAAGCCAUGGAGAAGCACGAUGAGGAGAGAUUUACAGACGCUGCUGCAACUAGCCAAAGUCCAUCAGCAGAUGAUGAUUCAAAGGUUGAAGUUUUUGAUUGUGUUUCGAAAGCCAUGGAAAAUCAGAAUGAGGAAAAAACUGCAGAUGCUGCUGAAACUAGCCAAAGUCAAUCAGUGGAUGACGAUCCAAAGGUUGGAACUUUUGAUUGUGUUUUGAAACCCAUGGAGAAGCAGGAUGAGGAGAAAUCUACAGAUGCUGCUGAAACUAGCCAAAGUCAAUCAGUGGAUGAUGAUGAUUCAAAGGCUGAUACUUCUGAUUUUGUCUUGCAAUCUACGGAGAAGCAGAAUGAAGAGAAAUCUACAGACGCUGCUGAAACUAGCCAAAGUCAAUCAGUGAAUGAUGAUUUAAAGGUUGAUACUUUUGAUUGUGUUUUGAAAUCCAUGGAGAAGCAGAUUGAGGAGAAAUCUACAGAUGCUGCUGAGACUAGCCAUAGUCAGUUAGUGGAUGAUGGUUCAAAGGUUGAAACUUUUGAUUUUGUUUUGAAAGCACAAGGGUUGAAAGAAGCAGGGAACAAGCUGUUUCAGAAGAGAGAUUAUUAUGGUGCAAUGUUUAAAUAUGGUGAAGCAAUCAAGAUACUCCCUAAGGAUCAUGUAGAGGUUUCUCAUGUUCGGGCUAAUAUGGCUUCUUGUUAUAUGCAAUUGGAACCUGGCGAGUUUGCCAAAGCCAUUCAUGAAUGUGAUUUAGCACUUAGUGUUACUCCUGAUUAUAGCAAAGCACUGUUGAAGAGGGCUAGAUGUUAUGAGGCUUUGAAUAAGUUGGAUUUGGCGUUGAAAGAUGUUUGUAUGGUUUCGAAGCUGGAUCCAAAGAAUCCUAUGGCAUCUGAAAUUUCUGACAAGCUUAAGAGAACUUUAGAGAGCAAAGGGUUAACGGUCAAAGAUUCCGUGAUAGAGUUGCCUCCAGAUUAUGUUGAACCUGUUGAGGCUUCCCCUGCACUGUGGGCUAAACUUCGCAAGGCACGAGUGAAGAAAAUUAAAAAGAGCAAUCAAGUGCAAGAGAAGAGCGAGGGCGAUAACGUAGAGACAAAGCAGAAGAAUAACAACAAUCUUGCAGCUGAUGAGGGCAAGGAAAAGGUUAUCGAUAAGCAGAAUAAAAAGAAAGUAAAAGGGAACGAGCAGUCGGAGAAGAGAAGUGAUACGAGCAAGGAACAGGAAAAAGUAAUAAUUGAGGAGAAACUUUUGGAGAUAAGUGGUGAAAAUGUAAACAUGGCUGUGAAAUUCGUAUACUCUGAUGACAUAAGAUUGGCUAAAGUGCCGAUAAACUGCACUCUUCUUCAACUUAGGGAAGUUGUUCAUGAGCGUUUCCCUGGCUUAAGGGCAGUUCAUAUUAAGUACAAGGACCAAGAAGGAGAUUUAGUGACAAUUACAACAGAUGAAGAGCUAAGAAUGAGUGAGGUGUCAGCAAGGGCACUGAACACUAUGAGAUUUUAUGUAGUGGAAGUUAGUCCUGAGCAGGAUCCCUUUUUUGGAAGAUUAGUUGAGAUGAAGAAACUCAAAAUAUCCGCUGAUUCUUUUAAGACCAAGGUAAAUGGAAAAGGUGCGUGUAAAGUUGAGGAUUGGAUGAUCGAAUUUGCUCGGCUCUUUAAGAUCCAGGCCGGCGUUGAUUCUGAUACAUGCUUGAAUCUUCAAGAACUAGGGAUGAAACUCAAUUCAGAAGCUAUGGAGGAGGUGGUAAUGUCUGAUGCAGCUCAAGGGCCUUUUGACAAAGCAGCUCAGCAAUUCCAAGAAGUGGCAGCACGAUCAUUGUUAAAGUUGGGAAAUGUGCACUUGUCAGGGGCACGGAAAAGGUUGAGCCUCCUACGAGGUGUGUCUGGAGAAUCUGGCUCUGAACAACUCAAAACUGCUUAUGAAUGCGUUCAAAGGGAUCACACAAAAGCAAAAGAAAAUUACAAAGAGGCCAUGAAAAUAAAGUCGGAUUUGUUUGAAGUCUUCCUGGCAGUAGGUCUGCAGCAGUUUGAGGAAGCAAGACUUUCAUGGUACUAUGUGCUUGUCAGUCAACUUGAUUUGAAAACAUGGCCAUAUUCAGAUGUAGUACAGUUUUAUCAAUGCGCCGAAAGCAAUAUCAAAAUCUCUAUUGAAGUGUUAAAAAAUCUGGAAACCAAGCCGGGUAGCUCAACUCAAGAUAACUCAGCAAACGUAGCAGGAAGGCUAAAGUUAAAGUCAAUGGUAGAUAUUUUAUUGUGUGCUGUACUUUACGAGAGAUCUAUCAUGGAGUACAAACUUGACCAACCAUUCUGGCGAGAGAGUUUAAAAGCUGCAAUGGAGAAAUUUGAGUUAGCUGGAACUUGUAGGGACGAUGUUGUUGCGAUAAUAAGUGAAGACUACGUGGCCGGCAAUACAUUACGAGAUCUAAGGUUUCACAUGGAAGAGAUAUUACAUAUAUAUAAUGAGAUAGAUGAAGCAAAACAAUGGAGAAAUGGGAUCUCUUCAGACCAGUUGGAAGAUAUAUUAAACAGGAGGACUGCAAAUAUUUUUCAUAUGUCAAAUACAGGACUUCAACGUGGUUAAAGUGGCACACAAUGACUUUGGUCAUUAUCUUGAACAAGCUUCAUUUUAAAGGUUUUGUCUUGUGGUAUAGGAUUUCAAACUCAGAUUUUUGUAGAGAGAAAGAAACAUAUAUAAACGACAUAUAUAUAUGUUCUAUUUUGUUUGUGUAACAUUCAUACGGUUGAUUUAGCGAGGAGAGAAGCAAAGAUAUCAUGCAGAUUCUUCUUCUUCUUCUGUCUUAGGGUGAGUUGUGUGAGUCUUGUGACUAUAUUCAUUGGUUUUGAGUCUUUUGACUCGUAUUUCCUUUGGCGUGAGACAUUCAUACACAACACACCUACUUGAGUUUUACCUUCUUUUUCCUUUUCUUAUGACUUCCACAAGAUUUUGGUGUGGAGUCAGUCAUUUUCUUGUAAUUCGUUGUUACAUAUAAAAUGUAAUGAUGUGUUUGUUGCGAUCA